CAAGAAAGAAAAAUUUGACGCCGGUGAUGCGAAUCGAUUGUGUACAGUUGAGAAGAGGAGAAAAUGAUGAGUGAGCUCGUCGUGUGAAGUCGAAGACGAAGAAGAAGAAGAAGAAUGGUGGCUACUCCGUGGUAUUUUGUUGCUGUACUUCUCACCAUUCUCACCAGCUCUCAGGGGAUUUUAACAACUCUUUCUCAAAGCGAUGGAGGUUAUAAGUAUGAUUACGCAACUGUACCCUUUCUUGCUGAACUUUUUAAGCUGAUCAUUUCUGGUUUAUUUCUCUGGAGAGAGAUGCGGACAUCUUCUUCAACUACUGCUAGGAUUACUACGGAUUGGAAGAGUGUGCGCUUAUUUGUUAUUCCGUCUCUUAUAUACCUGAUACAUAACAAUGUGCAGUUUGCUACAUUGACUUAUGUGGACACAUCCACUUAUCAGAUUAUGGGUAAUUUGAAGAUUGUGACCACUGGCAUACUGUUUAGGUUAUUUUUGAAAAGGAGACUAUCUAAACUUCAGUGGAUGGCGAUUGGUCUUUUAGCUGUUGGAACAACUACCAGCCAGGUUAAGGGAUGUGGAGAAGCUUCAUGUGAUUCUUUAUUCACGGCACCUAUACAAGGUUAUUUGCUGGGCAUCCUCUCAGCUGGUUUGUCUGCGCUAGCCGGAAUCUACACAGAGUUUCUGAUGAAGAGAAACAACGACACCUUAUACUGGCAAAACUUGCAGUUAUAUACGUUUGGCUCUCUUUUCAACGUUGCCCGGCUUAUAGCAGAUGAUUUCCGACACGGGUUUGAAAAGGGUCCUUGGUGGCAACGUAUCUUUGAUGGGUGUAGCAUCACCACUUGGAUGGUAGUUCUGAAUCUCGGAUCCACCGGCUUACUGGUCUCGUGGUUAAUGAAGUAUGCAGACAAUAUUGUGAAGGUUUAUUCUACAUCAAUCACAAUGCUACUUACUAUGGUUGCAUCCAUAUACCUCUUCAGCUUCAAACCAUCACUGCAGCUUUUCUUGGGUAUUAUCAUGUGCAUCAUAUCGAUUGUCGAAAAAGAAGAUUCCAUUGUUCGAUUCCUACAAUCCAUCGCCUGUUGGGAAAUCUGGGAUUGCCUCGUGUCGAGCGAGAUCACCGGGAAAGAUAAAGACAAACAUGGUGAUCCCUCUCAAGCUUGUAACAGCGGUUCUCUUCUUACAAGUAUACAAUUCCAAUUCAUUUUCCGUCUCGUCCUUGUGUAGUAUCUUGGGCAACUCUCUCGGGCUUUUUUUUUUUGCUUGGGUUUUCCAUUUAGGAGUUCUGCCAAUUUCAUUUCACUUGAUGAUCAUGCUAUUUCUCUUGACGUAUAUAUAGUGAAACUUGUUCGCUUUAUUGCUAAAAAUAGGUAUGAUUGUGAUGUUGCAGGUGAUAUUUUCCUCAGUUCUAGUCAGUGGUCUAAGUAAAAGACAUUCAAGAGAGUAUUUCGCAAUGUAUGACAUAUGUGGAGAGCACAGCGUGGAGAAGUCCUUAACUGUCCUUAUGGUUCGCCAUCAAUAAAGGCUGAUGAACUAUUUUCUGCCAAUUUCCAAAGCCUGUGUCCAAUCAUAAGUGGGAACGUCUGUUGUACAGAAACUCAAUUCGACACUUUGAGGUCUCAAGACAGUAUUUUUUUAAGACCAAGAAGAAGGUGUUCUUGAACACAAAAAGGACUGUAUCAGACGUGCCAGAGCGAUUUUCGAUAGAGCCAACACAUAUUACAAAGACUCUGCACCAGAGCUGAAGGAAGAACGAGCUACACUCUUGGAGGAUUGGCUGAACGUGGAGACGAGCUUUGGUAACCUCGGGGAUGUCAGUAUUGUCCGAUCGAAGCUUCUAAAGAAGCUCAAGAAGAGAAAGCAGAUCACGAGAGAAACGGUUCAACAGAGUACGAAGAAUACAUCGAUUAUAUGUACCCAGAAGAAUCGCAGACGACGAAUCUCAAGAUUCUCGAAGCUGCAUACAAAUGGAAGAAACAGAAGGUUGCUGCUUCUGAGGAGGAUUAAUAUUCCUAAGCUUCUUCUUUUAAAAUUAUUUUAAGUCAAAAUCAAAACUAUUGAGUUGCUUUGUAUUCUUACUUAGUUCUCUGUACAUCGUCACUCAUCCUGUUUGAUUUGGCAGUAAUUUUUGUCAUCCAAGCAACAGUCAAAAACUCAAA
Capsella rubella is the source of this 2153-nucleotide messenger RNA. RefSeq names its product CMP-sialic acid transporter 1. NCBI's taxonomy places the organism in Eukaryota, Viridiplantae, Streptophyta, Magnoliopsida, Brassicales, Brassicaceae. The record is from RefSeq and is a predicted model, not a curated record. Gene Ontology annotation, molecular function: pyrimidine nucleotide-sugar transmembrane transporter activity. Gene Ontology annotation, biological process: pyrimidine nucleotide-sugar transmembrane transport. The coding region runs from base 115 to 1221 and encodes 368 amino acids. Gene Ontology annotation, cellular component: Golgi membrane. The transcript is spliced from 14 exons.